Molecule: messenger RNA, 979 nt
Organism: Hippocampus zosterae (dwarf seahorse)
Lineage: Eukaryota; Metazoa; Chordata; Actinopteri; Syngnathiformes; Syngnathidae
Gene: bloc1s3
Product: biogenesis of lysosomal organelles complex-1, subunit 3
Exons: 5
Coding region: 84-671 (195 amino acids)
Cellular component (GO): BLOC-1 complex
Source: RefSeq, a predicted model, not a curated record
CUGCUUUUUCAUUGGACUUUAGGAACAAACUAUUUCCUGUCUGCUCAUGUGAUGAGCAUAUUGCGUUGACAACCUGAGUGGUCAUGUCCAGCAGGUACCCGAUAGUGGUGCAGGGCGAGGCAUCAGAAACAGACUCCGAUGAUGAGGUUUACAUCACCUCCCUGCCAGCUCCUCAGGCGGCCAUUGCGGGAGCCAAGGUUCAAGGGGAAGCUUCUGAAACGGAGAGCGAGGAUGAAGGGGAGACGGCGCACCGAGGUUCUGCACUGAAUCACGAAAGUGCUCAGAUACUCAAAAGAGAUCUACCUCCACUUAUUGUUUUGAGAGAUCACCCUGAUAUACAAUCAGUUGUGGAAGACAGACCAAGCCCUACACAUAAAACUUUUGGUGAUACAUUAUUACAGCAGAAGUUGCAGGAGUCGAACAGCCGGCUCUAUUCCGAUGUGGGACAGAUGUUGCGACACGUUUACGGUAGUGCCAGUAAAGAGGUACGCAGUGCAACAGCACAGCUUAACACAUCACAGAGCGCCAUCAUCAACGCUUCCCACAGCAUCCGUCUGAUUUUGGAUGACCUGAAGGCCGUGUCUGAGAAGAUUGACAUUAUCACCAGCUGUCAGAUAUUACCUGAGAUUAAGAUGAGUCAUUCAGAGAAGAAAAGCAGUCCUGCAUCCUGAUGAAAAGAAUAACUACAGAUGUUAUGCAUUUGAGCUAGUGAAACUGUUGAGCAGCUUGAUUGGUUUGCUUAUCUUGUUUGCCAAGGGCAUCUAUUAUUAUUAUUAUUUGAUAUGAAUUGAUGCUGAUUGGAAUAUUUAUUUAAUAAUCUACAGUAGCUCAAGCAUUCCUUAAAUAACAGUAGUUAGACUCUAACUGCAGAUCUUUUUCUGUGUACAUUGUUAAAUUAUUUUUUAUUUUAUGCAUCAUGCGAUAACAUUACCGGUAUACAAUGUAAACUUGAAUUCAUAUAAAGACAUAACAAAUGUAA